AUGAGUAGCAGACCUAGUUGGGGUGUCAGUGGUGGUGCCAUGUUGAGCUCCCAAGUACCGGAGCAAACCAUCAAUUUCCACCAAACGCUUCGGCCGUUCGAGGAACCUCUGCGUUCCUUCGAUCAAACCAUGAGACCGUCGCAUCAGUCCAUGAGGCUCUCGCAACAGAUCAAGCCGCGUGCACGGCAGUCGGUCGAUUUCUCAAAGGAGGUUCGGCCAACAUCGCAGCGUCCGCGACAGUCGCUGCAAACUCCGUCAAAGGAGCAGCGUCCGCCUCAGCGAGCGCACCAGCGUCCUCGUCCGACAUUGCAGCCUUCACUGAGGGAGCAUCGUUCAUCUGAGCGUCAACCUCGACGAUCUAAGCCUCGCCAGCCAUCGCAACACCGUACACAGCCGCCUCAGCCGACACUAGACCAGACUAUUGCGCCUAGACGCGGUUUGAGCCUGUCGGAGCUGGCUACGGAUCCCAAGUCCAAGCGUUCCGGUCGCCAAUACAGCACCAGACCGUCGUUGGAGGUCUCGUUGGGGCUACCGCAUGGCAGCGAGAAAACUGCUGGUGGUCCGCCACAAGGCCGGCUGUCGUCUGUUCAACGGCGCGAAAUUAUGGAUCGCGUCGGUAGAUCCGUGAAGAAGGUCAUGUCUUCGAUGCUACCGGGUGACAAGAACAACGAACUGUGGAAGACCAAGUUCCAGAAGAAGAACACCUCAUACUACGUGGACGAGACGAGUGUCAAGCCCGGGCAGACGCGGUUCUGCUGCGUGAGCCACACGCACGCGACGGUGGACGAGAUCAUGAGUCUGUUCAUCCCGACGGACGUUGACUCCGUGCUGCACAACAACAAACUGGUUUUCGAUAACGUCAUUGACGCCAAGAUCGUGUCGGUGCUACGUCGACCGACCAGACAGCGGCCCAUGAACUCGUUGUACCUGCGGUACUCAACUUUCCAGACGCCGGGGCCGUUGGCGAACCGGGAGAUGUGCGUGGCUGUAGCCACUGACAUGUUCCGUCAGCCGGACGGUUCGACCAUCGGCUACUGUCUAUGGGACUCGGUGGAUGAUCUCGAGUUCCUCAAGGCAGUGAAGCAACCAGGCUUUGACGUGUGUACGAUGUUCCGUUCGGGUUUCUUCUUCCGUCACCCUGGACGGAGAGACUCCACCACCGGGGACUCGAUGCAAGGGCAGACUAAGAUGAUCUAUAUGGUCGGUUUGGAGACGGGAGCCUGGGCGUCUGGGCUGACUGCUCGGCUUCAAAUGGAGAAGUACGGGUCAGUACUCGAGCGUCUGCGAACUCAUUUCCGUCGCAAAUACCUGGACCCGAGCACAUUCGUCAUCAAGACGCAGUGGGAAUCCAAGUGUGCGGCCAAGAGCUGCAAACAGUGCGACAAGACGUUCCAAGUGCUCUCGAACCGUGUCAACUGCCACGCGUGCGGUCACGUGGUGUGUAGAUCGUGCGUGUCCAAGGAGUCGGUCGAGGUGCAUACCGUUGGCCUCGUCCCCAUUCACGUCUGCUUCUGGUGCCUAGAGAAGGCCGGACUUCCAGCGCCUGCAUCGACUCGGAAAACCCGAACGAGUCUGAGGCAAAGACGUCACCAGUCUGAGACCGCGAGCACAUUCCGACAGACCAUUUCUGUCGUUUACACCGAUGUGGCUAGUGACGAGGAUACAGACGAUGGCGAGUGGGCCAUCACGACGAUGGGAGUCCCUGUUCGGCCGUCAAGGAUGGCGGCGUAUGUUUAA
This is a messenger RNA of Phytophthora nicotianae INRA-310, 1737 nucleotides long. RefSeq lists its product as hypothetical. The record is from RefSeq and is a predicted model, not a curated record. NCBI's taxonomy places the organism in Eukaryota, Oomycota, Peronosporomycetes, Peronosporales, Peronosporaceae. Gene Ontology annotation, molecular function: metal ion binding. Bases 1 to 1737 code for a protein of 578 amino acids. The transcript has a single exon.